AGUGACCAGGGAGCACAGGGAAAUGCUGGUGAAACUGGCCAAACAGAACACCAACAAGGCCAAGGAUUCUUUACGGAAAGUUCGUACCAACGCAAUGAAUAAGCUAAAGAAAUCAAAAGACAAGGUCUCGGAGGACACCAUUCGGCUCAUAGAGAAACAGAUCAGCCAAAUGGCCGACGACACAGCUGCAGAGCUGGAUAGGCAUCUGGCAGUGAAGACCAAAGAACUCCUCGGAUGAAAGUCCACCAGGGCAGCAGUGCUCCAGAGCCCGGUUUCUGGUGGAGCCCGUGGGUGGCACAUGGGCACCUCUCUUCCCGUCCACACGGAACGCUGCCGCCUUGCAGCUGUCAGCGCCUGUGAGGCUCAGCCUUCCAGUGGGACACCCAGACUUUGUUCUUCUCUUCCUCCUGCUCCCUGCUCAGACAGUAUCUGCUGCAGACAGAUGGCCUCUACUUCAGGCAUUUGCCCCGAUCGUGACAUUGACAAGCAACUAGGACUAUUGGCAGGCUUAGCCCACCUGUUUCUCAUCUCGGGAGCCUCCUUUUCAAUUAGUCGGGCCCUGUCCCAAACUUUGAACUCUGGGCUGGUGUGGGCCUUCACCUGUGACCGGAUCCCUUUGCCAGAGGCCCAUUUUUACAUAACAGUAAAAUCAAAAUAAAUUGUAGAGAAUAACAAGCACAAAGGAUGGGUAGAAUCGGUCUGGAUUAAGGUCCUCUACGAACCUUUACAUAAAGCCACCAGAAUAAUG
This is a messenger RNA of Hyaena hyaena (striped hyena), 748 nucleotides long. Its product is annotated as ribosome-recycling factor, mitochondrial. Gene Ontology annotation, molecular function: ribosomal large subunit binding. The transcript has 2 exons. Gene Ontology annotation, biological process: translation. Gene Ontology annotation, cellular component: mitochondrion. The record is from RefSeq and is a predicted model, not a curated record. Lineage: Eukaryota; Metazoa; Chordata; Mammalia; Carnivora; Hyaenidae. The annotation marks the transcript as partial.